This is a messenger RNA of Pneumocystis murina B123, 1749 nucleotides long. RefSeq lists its product as hypothetical. NCBI's taxonomy places the organism in Eukaryota, Fungi, Ascomycota, Pneumocystomycetes, Pneumocystales, Pneumocystaceae. Gene Ontology annotation, biological process: fatty acid biosynthetic process. The transcript has 5 exons. The coding region runs from base 742 to 1749 and encodes 335 amino acids. Gene Ontology annotation, cellular component: mitochondrion. Gene Ontology annotation, molecular function: [acyl-carrier-protein] S-malonyltransferase activity. The record is from RefSeq and is a predicted model, not a curated record.
AAAAAUAAGAGAACUGGCCCCUAAUAAUUGACUAAUAGUAAUUAGAAAAUGGCAUUAAAAAUCAUAUAAAAAAGCAUUAAAUCAAGGAAAUAAAUUUUUAUUUUUAUAUAUAUUGGGUAUCUCCUGAAUAUCGUCCUUAAUAUUAUUUUUGUUUUUUUAUGAAAAUUUUUUGCGCAUAUAAUACGCAUAUAUUCAGUUAUAUUGGGUCAAUUGGCUUUUAUUUUGAUUCUAAACUUAUCUUUUUUUAUUUUUCUUACCAUUCAACUGGAAGUUGUAUAAGAAUACCUGCUCCACCAGCUAAUUGUAAUCCAAGAAAUGCUAUAGCUUGACGAGCACUAAGUGCUCCUGAUGCUAAAGGUCUCAUUGCUGUUCGUUCAACACGUGCAUCAAUUUUUCGAUCCCAUAGAUCAUUUAUAGUACAACCUGCUCCACGCAUUAAUAUGGAUCCUGCACCAAAUAAUCCAAGCAUUGAUAAAGUUUCAUGAGCUGAUAUAGUUUGUGAGUAUGCGGCCAUGGUAAUAGACCAAGUUGAGGGUAAAUAUAAUAGCCACGCGCCAAUAGGGUUAUUCCAGCGUGCAAGUUGUGCAUAAGGAAUAAAAAAUUUUUGGAUGGAAAGUUUAUUAAUUUUUCUUAAUUUUAAUUUCAACAUAUACUUUUUAUUUGAAGAUCGUUUUUUUCGUAGAUCUCGUUUAUAUUUCUUUCGAUUAUUUAAAUAUUUCUAUAAUUUUGUUUAUUCAGGUUAUGUCACGUAUUCUUUUAUUUCCAGGUAUGUUUUUUAUAUGGCAAGGUACGCAAUAUAUUGGUAUGGCACGGCCAUGGAUUGAAGCGUUUUGUGAGGCUCGGCAUUUUUUUAAUGAGGUAGAUGAAGUUCUUGGAUUUUCUUUACAAAAAGUUAUGAAUUAUGGACCAUCGAAGGUUCUUGAUCAAAGUGAAAAUGCUCAACCUGCUAUUCUUGCUACUAGUUAUUGUAUUAUUGAGAUAUUACGUAAGCAUUUUGGUAUUGAGUUAAAAGAUUAUUUUACAUAUACGAUGGGACAUUCAUUGGGUGAAUAUACAUCAUUACUUUUUGCUGGAGUUUUUUCAUUACCGACUGCUAUUCGUUUGGUAAGAGAACGUGGUGAAUGGAUGAAAUCUAUAGCAUGUCAUGAAACUCAAGUUAUUGCUGUGAUGCAGAAGCGUUUUAUACUUGAUACAUUGAUUCAACAACUUAAAAUAUUUCAAGAAGAAUUGCCGGCUGGUCAAAUAAUUGGUUUAGCUAAUGAUAAUACCAAUACACAAAUUGUUUUAUCUGGCACUAAACAAACACUUAACACAUUUUUAACCCGAUUUUCUUUACGUAAUCGAUGUAUAUUACGUACAAUUCCUUUACGUGUUUCGGUCCCUGUUCAUUCAUCAUUUAUGAAUCCUGUUUCGAAUAACUUAAUGGAUAAACUUGAUACUCUUUCUUUGUUUCCACCUUCUAUUACUGUUAUUUCAAAUGUUACGGCACAACCAUAUCCGACUGAUCUUUUUUUAUUGAAAAAACUUUUAGCUAGGCAGACUAAAGAAACAGUUCAAUGGUUUCAAAGUACACAAUAUGUCUUAAAACAUGUUGCCCCAAUUCAAUGGGUUGCUAUGGGUCCAAAACAUGUUAUUUUUCAUAUGUUAACUUCACAGAUUUCUGAACACUAUCUUUUUAAAUUAGCUUCAGUUAAGGAUAUUUUUCCUCUGUUAAACAGUUUAGAAAAAAAUAUUAUUUUAAAUUCUUAA